UCCUGGUGCGGACGCACCAUGUGGAGUAUGUUGACGGGGGGAUCCUGGACCCAGAUGACAUGCUGACAGACCUGGUGGAGGACAAAGACAAGCUGAAGGCUGUGUAUGAGAAGAUGGAGCUCCAACAGAGGGCGAUGUUGAGUCCCGGAGGGAGUGUGGCGUCCGGUCGCUCCAGCCCUGACCCCUCAGAACCUGAGCUCAGCGUCCUGCAGCCCUACCUGGGCAGUGAGAUAGAGGUUACCCCCUCCACCCUCAAAUCAACCACUCCUCUAUGUGUGCGAAGCAGCAGUGACCCCGCCCUCGCCCCGCCCCUGGAAGUCAUUUCACUGGACCCUGAGGACACCAGCAGACCCCAGUCCACUGGUGUUGGUCAUGCAACCACUUUGAAGGGAGGAGCCAUGGACAAACCCAAGGCGGACGUCCCAAACUCCUGGACUGGACAAGUCAACUUAAGCAGUCUAACACGGACGGUGGAUAUUUCUGGAGACCUCGGGCCUCUGGGCAUCAAAGUCAUAUCACAUUGCUCUUCACUGAGUGGAAGGACUCUGGGGCUAAAUAUCCGAGCCAUCGAGAAGAACAGCCGCUCCGAACAAGAGGGGAUCUUUGAAGAGGACGAGUGCAUCGUGCAGAUCAAUGACACCGAGUUAAUAGACAAAUCCUUUGCUCAGUCUCAAGAGGUGUUUCGCCAAGCCAUGUCUUUACCCACCAUGCGUUUGGAGGUGCUUCCUGUCGCCAACAGGCUCCGGUAUGAGAAGAGCCUCAUUGGGCAGCUUUUCAACAACACUGAACCAAACCCUGUGGUCCCUAAAGUCAAGAGUCCUUUCUUGGUUCAUAAACUCAAAAGCAAUACAUCUACGCCAUCUCCAGAGCCUCCUGCCUCACAAAUCCCACCCCAAAAGGAGGAGGAGAUUCAGCCUGCAAGACACACCCCCAUUGAAACAGAUCAUCGCAGAGCCACGCCUUCUCCUCCGGUCAGCACGUCACCGACCCUGAAAGAUCGCAGUGAGAGCCCCGCCCCCAAAAAGACCCCCGCCCUUGCCACACUAGUUAAUAUGAUCAACAAAAAGCCUGGGAAGAAAAUGAAGAUCGAUUUGAAGAAAGGUACGGAGGGCCUUGGAUUCACCGUGGUAACCAGAGACUCGUCCCUUCAUGGUCCAGGACCCAUUAUGGUCAAGAGCAUCCUGCCCCGCGGAGCUGCUGUUAAAGACGGACGGCUCAAGUCUGGAGACCGUAUCCUGGAGGUAAAUGGAGUGGACAUCACAGGACGCACACAAGAGGAACUGGUGGCUAUGCUGCGGAGCACCAAACUGGGAGAAACCGUGUCUCUGGUAGUUGGAAGACAAGAGGAGCUUUUGCCCAGAGAACUGAAAGGAGAGCCAUCAGGUCCGCUUCUGUCUGAGGAUGGGCGAGAGCAGCUGAUGUUUGAAGUUCCUUUGAAUGACUCCGGCUCAGCUGGUCUAGGGGUCAGUCUGAAGGGUAAUAAGUCUCGAGAGACUGGAGAAGACCUGGGCAUCUUCAUCAAGUCCAUCAUCCACGGCGGUGCCGCACACAAGGACGGUCGCUUGCGUAUCAAUGACCAACUGAUAGCUGUUAAUAGCGAGUCUCUGCUCGGACGGUCCAACCAUGAUGCCAUGGAAACCCUGCGCCGCUCCAUGUCGACUGAAGGGAACCUCAGAGGAACCAUCCAGUUGGUGGUUCUGCGUGCUCUGGAGCACUCGCCUGUACAGGAAAAUCAAGAAAGCAGUCAAACUGCCACCAGAAACGACUCUCCUGUUCAUCAUCUUCCUAACAGCAACCACACCAACAGUUCCGUACCACCAUCCACAGCAAGCAGUCGUAUGUACGAGCCUUCUUCUGCUCUGCACGGAUCCCAUGGCGGACGACAGGAACUUCUGGAGGAAGAUUACGAUGAAGACGGUUUCCCCCCUCCACCUUCUGAUCUGGACCUGCUGGAAACAAACCCUCCGCACAAGCACCAACAAGAUCGGGCUGAAAUGGAGCCUGUUUCAUAUAUGAUCCACCCCACCAACCAACAAAACCCUCAACGACAGAACAACCCAGAUUACCCCACCAACAAGUCCUCCAAGAGCAUGGAUUUAGUAGCGGAUGAGAGUAAUGUGGCCUCCAUUCAAGGACAUAGAUCUGAACCCCUCUCUUCUAACGGGACGGCGCUGGGACCCAGGUUAGGUCUGCAUAAGUCCAGUUCUCUGGAGAGUCUCCAGACAGCGAUGGAGGAGGUCAGUAAGGACGAGGUGCCCUUCCAUCGUCCACGCGCACACAUGGUGAGGGGCCGAGGCUGCAACCUCAGCUUCCGCUAUGCCAUCGACAAGUCCUACGAAAGGCCUUCUGAACCUGAGGAUGAUGACUCUGAGGAAGACUCCGGAAGAGACACGCCUGCCAGCAGCUCCUCUCGACAGGAAGUAGAUGAUGACAAGAAGGUAAAGAAAAAGAAAACCAAAAAGAAGAAAGAGAAAAAGAGCAAAAAGAAGGACGAGCCUGAAGACCCUGAGAAAAAGACAAAGAAAAAAGGAUUUGGAUUGUUGAGGUUUGGGAGAAAAAACAAAUCCAAGGCUAAAGAACUGGGAGCUUUGAGCGAAGAGGAGGUGGACAAGAGUGAACCUGAGAUGUUUCUGUCAAAGAGUGAAAGGAGCAGCCCUGCUCUUGACCGCGCCAUCUUCCCGAACGUCGAAGACGAUGACCUGGAUCCCAACUAUGCUCGCAUCAACAAUUUCAGAGAACCUCCCGCCUCCAGCCACUCCCCCUAUCCACCUGGAACUCCCACCCAUAACUACAGUCAGCCUACUCUCCCCACCCCCAACAGAGAACCACCCAAUGAGGACGCGCUAGAGGGGCUUUAUGCAAAAGUGAACAAGCAAAGAACCGCUCCUCCAAAGACUGACAGUAAUGAAGAACGAUUGCAGCAAAUCAGGAAUCAGCUUCAGCAGGUGAGACCAGCUCCAUCCUACGACGACCUGACAGCCCGAAGACGACCGGAGUACGACCUUUCACGAAUCAGAGGGCCUGAUCCACGAAUAGCUCCGAGAUACAACGACACCGAUCGACUAUAUGCCUCCGUGCCCAGGAGGAUGCCCAUGGAGGACUACCCGAACCAGAACUGGGCCAACCAGAGAGACCCUGUCCACUACCCCAACCCCAUCUACGAGACCCAUCAAGACAACUAUCCUCCACGCUCUCCCCGGUUGCCUGUACCCAGACCCGCGGAGGCCACGGGUGGUUACUACCCCACAUCUCCAGCCCAACAGAGGGGUCCCAUGAGGCAGGAUGUCCCUCCCUCUUUGAACCCAGGUGCCAAAGCCCCACCGCAAUACGAAACGCUAAAACAAGGGAACUAUCGGGCGGCCAGUCCUGAUCGUUACGGGCCAUACGGAGAUGAACAAUACCAAGAUCCCCGGCAGAAAAAACCAAUGAUUGGAGCCGUCUAGAGGAGGAGGAUGUAAACAACAAAACGGGCUAAGUUACACAAAUAGCUGAUCCGAUAUCAAAUUCUCGAACUGUUUUGGCUUUUGUUGUCAUGCCUUUUCUUGUAUCUUAGGUCGAGGUUUUUACAUUCUUGGCAUUUGUUUUCCCAUUCAGCCAUUCUAUCGUAGUGCUGCAUGAAAUACUGCCCCCUAGGUGCAAUACACAAUGCUCUAUGCACAGGGCUCUUGUAGUGCAUAAUCGUUGUUGUUGGAUCAUUGCUUUAAAGUGCACCUAUUAUGCCCCUUUUUACAAGAUGUAAUAUUAAUCUUGAGUG
Molecule: messenger RNA, 3754 nt
Organism: Sinocyclocheilus anshuiensis
Lineage: Eukaryota; Metazoa; Chordata; Actinopteri; Cypriniformes; Cyprinidae
Product: partitioning defective 3 homolog B-like
Exons: 22
Coding region: 60-3443 (1127 amino acids)
Biological process (GO): cell adhesion; establishment of centrosome localization; intracellular protein localization
Cellular component (GO): adherens junction; apical junction complex; cell cortex
Molecular function (GO): phosphatidylinositol binding; protein binding
Source: RefSeq, a predicted model, not a curated record